Molecule: messenger RNA, 1573 nt
Organism: Glycine soja
Lineage: Eukaryota; Viridiplantae; Streptophyta; Magnoliopsida; Fabales; Fabaceae
Product: probable LRR receptor-like serine/threonine-protein kinase At4g29180
Exons: 8
Coding region: 544-1455 (303 amino acids)
Biological process (GO): protein phosphorylation
Molecular function (GO): ATP binding; protein kinase activity
Source: RefSeq, a predicted model, not a curated record
AAGUGGCGAUGAAAAACAGAAUAUUUUUUCCCUAAAGAUUAUACUUAACAUUUUACAUGGAUCCCUUAAGCAACAAUUAUUAGUCUAGAAUAAUUUUAAUUUAACAAAAAAAAAUGCCUUAUUUUUCAGGUAUUUAUCGAACAAUAUCUUAACAGGACCUCUACCUGAUUUUUCACAACUGCAACACUUAAAGGCUCUCAAUUUGUCAGGGAACAGACUCUCAGGUGAAAUUCCUUCACUUCUCACAGAAAGAUCAAAUAAUGGUUCAUUUUCAUUGAGUGUGUAGGAAAUCCGUAUCUAUGCCGGGUGAGCCCAUGUGAAGAGGACAAAAAGAAUAUUGCCCUACUUGUUGCAGGCAUUCUUUCAGCAGUAGUCUUUUUCAUUGCAUUGGGUAUUGUACUGAAUAUCAUUUGGAGAAGGAGAUGCAACAGAAAACCAGCAUCAAAGCAAGCUGUGAGAUCAAAUGAAGAGAUUGUGCUGAAGACAAACAAUACACAGUACACAUACUCUCAGAUAUUGACUAUUACUGAUAACUUCGACAAAAUGAUUGGGAAGGGAGGAUGUGGAAUUGUUUAUCUUGGUUCCUUACAGGAUGGCACACAAGUUGCUGUCAAAAUGCUCUUGCCAAAAUGUCCUCAAGGAUCUCAGCAGUUUCAGACUGAGGCUCAACUCUUAAUGCGUGUGCAUCACAAAAACUUAGCUUCGUUUCUCGGAUACUGUAAUGAAGUUGGACACACAGGCAUCAUCUAUGAAUACAUGGCUUAUGGGAACUUGGAAGAGUAUCUUUCAGAUGCAAGGAGAGAACCGUUGAGUUGGAGACAGAGGAUUCAGAUAGCAGUUGAUGCUGCUCAAGAACCUAUAUGUUUAGGUAUCGAGUACUUGCAUCACGGCUGCAAGCCGCCAAUAAUCCAUAGAGACAUUAAGACUGCAAACAUUUUGCUGAAUGAGAAAAUGCAAGCAAAAGUAGCUGAUUUUGGUUUCUCAAAACUUUUCUCAGCUGAAAAUGAAAGUCAUGUAUCAACUGUAGUUAUUGGCACAUUUGGAUAUGUUGAUCCAGAAUACUACACAUCCAGCAGGCUGACUGAGAAAAGCGACGUUUAUAGUUUUGGCAUUGUGCUUUUGGAGCUAAUUACUGGGCAGCCAGCAAUAAUAAAAGGUCAUCAGAACACUCACAUUGCGCAAUGGGUUGACAACUUUCUUGUAAGAGGAGAUAUACAACAAAUUGUUGAUCCAAGGCUGCGGGGAGAUUUUGACUUUGGUUCUAUGUGGAAGGCCUUGGAGGCAGCAAUAGCUUGUGUGCCUUCAAUAUCUAUCCAAAGGCCAUCAAUGAGUUACAUUGUCUCUGAACUGAAAGAGUCCUUAGAAAUGGAAGCAGCUCGUGAAAAAGAAGGCAUCAACUCGAUUGAAAUGAAUGUUGUUGAUCUUGAAGCUUUGUGUGGCCCGGAUGCAAGAUAGUGAUCAUGAAUGCGCUUUCUACAUUCUUUUUUUGUUAUAUUUAAUUUUCUAAUUUUCUUGUCACCUUUGCAAACCCUUUUCAAAAAAAAAAAAAUUCUAAUUUGUUGUCAACCUCCAA